Messenger RNA from Lactuca sativa (garden lettuce), 3009 nucleotides. Its product is annotated as putative cyclic nucleotide-gated ion channel 20, chloroplastic. Gene Ontology annotation, biological process: monoatomic ion transport; transmembrane transport. Lineage: Eukaryota; Viridiplantae; Streptophyta; Magnoliopsida; Asterales; Asteraceae. The record is from RefSeq and is a predicted model, not a curated record. Gene Ontology annotation, cellular component: membrane. Gene Ontology annotation, molecular function: monoatomic ion channel activity.
CAUAUUAAAAAGACUCGGGAUGCAAGAAGAUACCCUCUAAUCAAAAGGUGAAGGAGAUAGUGACCUCGUGCUCCUUUAUAAUCAAAAGUAUACAUGCAUUCCGCAAAGAAAAAAAAUAUAUGGUGUGUGUACAUGGUGAUUGAAAAGAUGUGGGAGAGUAAUCGUUCCACUGCUUUCUACCGCUUUUUGUCGCGUUUGUUUCUAGUCAUUGCCUCACUGGGUCUUGGUCUUCGUCUACGCUCAAUCAAUGCAUUUCAUGUCAAAACCCUUGUGCGCCCUUUUGAUUUUGAUAUUCCUUAUUAUCCUCUUUUUCAAACACAUAAUCUCAUAACUAUUUGUGGCUUCCUCAUUGUUCGUUUCUUGGAGCUUAAAUACACUUCUUAAUAAGAUAUUACACUUGGUGCUUGAUAGAUGGACUCUAUUGAAAAAGACGAUGUACCAAUGUUAACAACUACAAAUUGGUCAACCGAUAGCUACGAUCACAAUAUAAAUCGAAGAAAUUUACAGAGGAGCAGAACUGCUGUUUCAAUAUCCAUUCCUUCUAGCUCCAUUGAAAUGAAUCCUGGUGCAACAAAUCGUGUUGGCUUUACAGGUCCCUUGCGUAGUGAAAGAAAAACUCGUGAUGUACAGAGACAAGAGAGGGAGCUUGUGGAACGAGUACGCACUAAAAAUUAUAGCCAUCAAAGUGAGCACUUAAUGAAGUCUGGACAAUUGGGGAUGUGUGAUGAUCCUUACUGUACAACAUGCCCAGCUGCUUACAAAGCACGGUCGAUGUCAAGAUCCGAGGGGUUUCGCCACCGUUUUGAUGGUGUUUGGUAUGAAGGUGCAAAGCUGUGGGCAAAAGACAAAUUAUUGUUAAUUAAAAGUUUUGCAUUCGGGGUCAUGAAUCCACAUGCCAAAGCAGUUCAACAGUGGAACCAAUUCAUUGUCAUAUCGUGCUUAUUUGCAAUUUUCAUAGACCCCUUAUUCUUUUACUUGCUGUCAGUCAAGAAGGACUGUAAGUGCAUAAUAAUUAAUUGGCCAAUGACGAAAACCAUCGUGGUUUUCAGAAGCGUGACGGACCUUAUAUACUUCAUGCAUAUUCUUGUUCAGUUCAGGUUAGCAUUUGUUUCACCUGAAUCAAGGGUUGUAGGAGCUGGAGACUUGGUUGAUCAACCUAGAAAAAUCGCAUUACAUUAUCUUUCUGGAUUUUUCUUCCUUGACUUAUUUAUUGUAUUACCGGUUCCUCAGAUAAUUGUAUUACUUUUCUUACCAAGUGCGACAUCCGGAGCUACUUAUGCAAAGAAUCUCUUGCGAUCAGGUGUUCUUAGUCAGUACAUCCCCAGGUUAUACCGAUUUCUGCCUCUUCUUGCUGGCCAGUCUCCAAGUGGUUUUAUAUUUGAGUCAGCAUGGGCCAACUUUGUCAUCAAUCUUCUGACCUAUUUCUUGGCUGGUCAUGUUGUUGGAUCAUCCUGGUAUCUGUUAGGGUUACAGAGGGUGAGUGAAUGCCUUCGAGAAGCUUGUCGUCAAUCUACAUUGUUCCCAAACUGUUUGAAGUUUAUAGAUUGCGGGCGUGGGGAUGAUUUUCAAUACUUAGCACGUGAUCGACAAUGGAAUAACUGGAAACAAGAUGUAAGUUCGAGUUCUUGUUUUACAGAUCAGGACGGUUUCCCCUAUGGAAUUUACCAGAAAGCUGUCAAUCUCAUUGCUGAGGAUAACAUAAUCAGAAGAUAUGUAUAUUCCUUUUUUUGGGGGUUUCAGCAAAUCAGUACACUGGCUGGCAAUCAAUCUCCAAGUUACUAUGUUGGGGAAGUCCUUUUUACGAUGGGUAUUAUUGGACUUGGCCUUCUACUUUUUGCCCUUCUUAUCGGAAACAUGCAGAACUUUCUUCAAGGUCUUGGACGCAGACGGCUGGAAAUGUCACUUAGACGACGUGAUAUUGAGCAUUGGAUGGGACACCGACAUUUGCCGGAAGACUUACGAAGAAAAGUUCGAGAGUCGGAGCAUUAUAAUUGGGCAGCUACCCGAGGGGUUAAUGAGGAGAUGCUAAUGGAGAAUUUGCCUGAAGACUUGCAAAGAGAUGUACGCCGGCACCUCUUUAGUUUUGUCAAGAAAGUCAGGAUUUUAGCAAUGAUGGAGGAACCGAUUUUAGAUGCAAUAUGUGAAAGGUUAAGGCAAAAGAUAUAUGUCCAAGGAGGCACACCUUUAUAUCAAGGAGGGGUUGUGACGAACAUGGUUUUUAUUGUAAGAGGAAAGAUGGAAAGCAUAGGAGAAGAUGAGAAUCAUGUUCCAUUGUCGGAGGGCGAUGUAUGCGGUGAAGAACUUCUCAGAUGGUCCCUUGAACAUUCAUCAGUUAAUGGAGAUACAAAAAACGACAGAAAACAAGGAGGCAGAUUGCUUAGCGACAGGACAGUGAAAUGCAUAACGAAUGUGGAGGCAUUUGUUCUACGGGCUGCAGAUCUUGAGGAAGUAACAACUCUUUUUUCUGUGUUCUUAAUGAAUCAGCGUGUUCAGUUUGCCAUAAGGUACGAAUCUCCAUACUGGCGGUCCCAGGCGGCAACCACCAUCCAGGUGGCAUGGAGAUACUAUAAGAAGCGGAAAAACCGUGCAAAAACCUCACAUGGUCGUACCACUCUUCCCUCCAAGUGGUCUGCUUUGCAGCAACGGGUAGCGUCUCGUUAGUUUUCAUGUAUGUGCCUACAAUUUGGUGAUACCGUUGCCUAAACUAAUGCCUAUUUUGUAAACCCUAAACCCUGCAUUUAUGAGUUGUGGGAAGCUAGGAACUGAAGACGUGGGUGUUUACAAGGUGUUUUUGCAUGUUUUCUUGUAGUAUUAUGUUUAAAGGAUGACAUAGUAUUGUAAAGGGUUCACCUGUGAGUGUGCAACAUGUUAUUGAUGAUUUGUGAGGUUGUAACACUAGAAGUACGUUUGCUCUUAUGUUCAAAAACAAAACGUAUAUAUUUUCUUUUCACUAAAGUUUGGGUUGUAUUUGGAUCGAUUUUAUUUCUAUUCAAAAGACCUAAAAAAUCA